AAUAACAACAGCAGCAGCGGCGGCGGCGCCAUCAUCACCACCUUCCGGCGGGGGCUCCGUGACGGGAAAGCGCCUCCACCCGCGCACACACACACACCGGCGGCGGCGGCGGCUCCACACCGCACCAGCCCGGCCCGGCGCCGUUACAUAAGGCCCGCGGUGAAGGCUUCAGUGAGCACAAUACACAAUAGUCAUGGGUGAUGAAUCAGAAUGGAUAAAAUUGCCAAUUGAUCAAAAGUGUGAACAUAAGGUGUGGAAGGCUAGACUGAACGGCUAUGAAGAAGCUGCAAAACUAUUUCAGAAGAUUUCUGAUGAAAAGAGCCCAGAAUGGUCAAAACAUUUGGGAUUAAUCAAAAAGUUUGUAACCGAUUCAAAUGCAGUAGUUCAACUGAAAGGACUGGAAGCAGCACUUGUUUACAUACAAAAUGCUCAUGUGGCCGGAAAAACUGCUGGAGAAGUGGUAUCUGGAGUUGUAAAUAAGGUCUUUAAUCAACCAAAAGUCAGAGCCAAGGAGUUGGGGAUAGAAAUAUGUCUUAUGUACAUGGAAAUAGAGAAGACUGAGCCUGUGCAAGAGGAGCUGGUUAAAGGACUGGACAACAAAAAUCCCAAGAUUAUUGUCGCCUGCAUCGAAACCCUAAGGAAGGCCCUCGGUGAAUUUGGUUCAAAAAUAGUUCAACUCAAGCCAAUUGUCAAGGUGUUGCCAAAAUUAUUUGAAUCGCGCGAAAAAGCAGUUCGAGAUGAGGCCAAAUUAUUGGCAGUGGAAGUAUAUAAAUGGAUUCGUGAUGCCUUGCGUCCACCAUUGCAAAAUAUUAAUUCUGUGCAGUUGAAAGAACUUGAAGAGGAAUGGGUUAAAUUGCCAACCUCGGCCCCCAAACAAACUAGGUUUCUGCGCUCUCAACAAGAUCUCAAAGCCAAGUUUGAGCAGCAUCAAGCAACAGGCGAUGAAGAAGGGGAUGAUGAGGAAGAUGAUGUUCCUGUUGUGGAUGCUUAUGAACUCUUAGAACCUGUUGAGAUUCUUUUAAAGCUUCCAAAAGAUUUCUAUGAUAAAAUUGAAGCCAAAAAAUGGCAGGAGCGCAAAGAAGCGCUGGAAGCCCUUGAGCUGCUUGUAAAAAAUCCCAGACUAGAAUCAGGAGAUUAUUCUGAUGUUGUGAGAGCACUUAAAAGGGUCAUUGGAAAAGACUCUAACGUGCUGCUUGUCGCAUUGGGUGCAAAGUGUCUCGCUGGCCUAGCUGCUGGGUUAAGGAAAAAGUUCCAAACCUAUGCUGGACAUGUGAUGCCAACACUAUUGGAAAAGUUUAAAGAGAAAAAACCUCUAGUAGUUCAAGCUUUGCAAGAAGCCAUUGAUGCAGUUUUUCUUACAACCACAUUACAGAGCUUGAGUGAAGAUGUGUUGGCUGUAAUGGAUAACAAAAAUCCAUCCAUCAAGCAACAAGCAGCACUCUUCUUGGCAAGAAGCUUCUGUCACUGUACUGCAUCCACAUUGCCAAAAAGCCUUUUAAAACCACUUUGUGCUGCACUGCUUAAGCAAAUUAAUGAUUCUGCACUUGAAGUGAGGGAUGCUGCCUUUGAAGCACUGGGUACUGCUCUGAAAGUUGUUGGCGAGAGAAUCAUGAAUCCUUUCCUUGCUGAUGUUGAUAAGUUGAAACUUGAAAAGAUUAAAGAAUCUUCAGAAAAAGUAGAACUUGUUCACGGGAAGAAAAGUAAUGCAUCAAAAGAGGCAAAUGUUGGAGCUACAGGAAAAGGAUGUUCAGCCUCAAGCAGUGGGGACAAAGCAGAUGCUUCUGCGACCAGAACUGGUGUGCUGUCAAAGAAGACUUCUGCAAACAAGUCUGCUGGGGCAUCCAAAAAAAUGAAGGCAGUUGUGCCUCCUUCUGGUCCAAGUGGGAAAGGGAAAAAAGCAGUUGAAAUUAAAGAGGACCUGUCUAUUGAAGUUUGUGAAGAGCAAGCUGCAGCUAUACUACCAGCCACCUGCUUACAGCAACUUGACAGCAGCAAUUGGAAGGAAAGGUUAGCCAGUAUGGAGGAGUUCCAGAAGGGCGUAGAAGCCACGGAGAAGAAAUCGCUGCCUUGUCAGGCACUUGUACGGAUGCUUGCUAAGAAGCCAGGCUGGAAGGAAACCAAUUUCCAGGUGAUGCAAAUGAAAUUACACAUUGUUGCACUGAUCGCCCAAAAAGGGAACUUUUCUAGAAUAUCUGCUGAAGUUGUAAUGGAUGGGCUGGUUGACAAAAUAGGAGAUAUAAAAUGUGGAGUUAAAGCAAAGGAAGCACUGACUGCUAUUGCAGCAGCAUGUUCUCUUCCCUGGACUGCUGAACAGGUUGUUGCCAUGGCUUUUGCACAGAAAAAUCCCAAAAACCAAUCUGAAAUUCUAAACUGGUUGGCAGCUGCCAUCAAGGAGUUUGGAUUUGCUGGACUUAAUGUUAAAGCCUUCAUCAGUCAUGUGAAAACUGCUUUGGCUGCAACAAACCCUGCAGUGCGAAUAUCAGCAGUCGCUUUACUAGGUGUAAUGUACUUGUACAUGGGAGCACCUCUACGAAUGUUUUUUGAAGAUGAAAAGCCAGCUUUGCUGUCUCAAAUUGAUGCUGAAUUUGAGAAGAUGCAGGGGCAAGCUCCUCCUGCUGCCAUUAGAAGAGUGGCUAAGCAUGAUGCUGAUGAAGAGGAGGCAACUGAAGAACAAGAUGACGAGGAGAAUGGAAAUGUUCAAGAUCUCUUGCCCAGAACAGAUAUAGGGGACAAGAUUACUUCAGACCUUGUGACAAAAUUGGGAGAUAAAAAUUGGAAGAUCAGAAAGGAGGGACUGGAUGAAUUGUGUACAAUUCUAAACGAGGCAAAGCUUAUACAGCCCAAUAUUGGAGACCUUCCUGGAGCAUUGAAAGGAAGGCUCAAUGACUCUAAUAAAAUUCUGGUUCAACAAACACUUGCAAUCUUGCAGCAGAUGGCUACUGCAAUGGGGCCAAAUAUUAGGCAACAUGUAAAACAUCUGGGUAUACCAAUUAUUACAGUUCUUGGUGAUAGCAAGAGUAAUGUUCGGGCAGCAGCUCUGACAACGUUGAAUUUGUGGGUUGAGAAGACGGGUAUGAAAGAAUGGCUGGAUGGUGAUGAUCUAUCAGAGGAGCUGAAGAAAGAAAAUCCUUUCCUCAGGCAGGAGUUGUUAGGUUGGCUGGCUGAGAAACUACCAUCACUGCGAACUGUACCCACUGACCUCGGGCAUUGUUUACCCCAUCUCUAUUCUUGCUUGGAAGACAGGAAUGGAGAUGUUCGAAAGAAGGCACAAGAUGCAUUGCCAACUUUCAUGAUGCACCUUGGCUAUGAAAAGAUGCAAAAAGUUGCUAGCAAGUUGAAGCCUGCCUCAAAAGACCAAGUAUUGGCAGCCCUUGAGAAGGCACAAGCAGUUGUGCCAGCUAAGCCCAUUGUACCAACGAAAACCUCCUCGAAAUCCAAUGCCGGUGCAGCCAGGCCAGUGGGUGCAGCGUCAGCACGUGUGAACUGUGCCAGUGCAAAUGAUGAGACGGAUUCAUUUAAAUCUGAUGCAAAGAAAGGCAAAUCAACUGGUGUUGCUUCCAAACUCAAGUCUGCACCCAAUAAGAAAGUGCCAAGCAAGCCAAUUGUCAAAGAUGAUGAUGAUAGAUCUGGACCUCUCUUCAUAAUUAUUCCCAAUGCAAAAGAGCAAAGAGUAAAGGAUGAAAGAGCUUUAAAGGUGUUGAAAUGGAACUUCACAACCCCCCGGGAUGAGUAUUCCGAGCAACUGAAAACUCAAAUGUCCAGCUGUGUGGCUAAGUGGGUGCAAGAUGAAAUGUUUCAUUCAGAUUUUCACCACCAUAUUAAAGCUUUAACAGUCUUGCUGGAGCAUUUGGAAAAUGAAAUUGAAGGGACAGUGGCUUGCCUGGAUCUCAUUCUGAGGUGGUUGACCCUACGGUUUUUUGAUACCAACACAACUGUGCUGAUGAAAGUCCUUGAAUACUUGAAGUUGUUAUUUACGCUGCUGAGCAAAGAAGAUUAUCAUUUGACUGAAAAUGAGGGAAAUUCAUUCAUUCCAUAUCUAAUUAAUAAGGUUGGAGAAUCAAAAGAUGUAAUUCGUAAAGAUGUUCGAUCCAUUCUGAACAUAUUGUGCAAGCUUUACCCAGCCAGCAAAAUGUUUAACUUGAUCAUGGACGGACUCAAAUCCAAAAACUCAAAGCAGCGAGCAGAAUGCUUAGAGGAGCUGGGUUCUUUAAUUGAAGUUCAUGAUUUGAAUGUUUGCCAGCCAACUCCAGCCAAAGCACUCAAAGAAAUAGCAAGUCAGAUUGGAGACAGAGACACAUCUGUCCGUAAUGCUGCUUUAAAUACUGUGGUUACUGUCUACAACAUAUGUGGCGAUCAAGUUUAUAAAUUGGUUGGGAAUCUUUCUGAAAAAGAGAUGAGCAUGUUAGAGGAAAGAAUUAAAAGAUCAGCUAAAAAGCCUUCGACUGUAUCUGUAAAACAAGAGGAGAAGACGCAGAGACCACCGGGAACAAAUCAGAAUGCAGGCAUGCCACGAAAGGGCUGUGAGGAUGUGCCGUCUAAACUGAAUCAAGCACGUUGCAAUAAUGCACAGUCCGCAUCGGAGUCUACUCACACGAUUCCAAGAGAAUUCCAACUGGAUCUUGAUAAAAUAGAAAAUGACAACCAUGCUGGUAGAUGUGAGCUACCAGAUCUGGUGCAGCACCAGCUUGAUGAGCUCUAUGAACCAGUUUGCAUUCCAGAACCAAAAAAUCGUUCAGUUUCUCCACACUAUGAUGAGAUGCAUGGCACCACUGAUUCUACUAUCAAUUUUGUUGUAUCUCAGGUGGCAAGUAGUGAAAUUAACACCAGCAUCCAAGCUCUUGCCCAGAUUGAUGAAGUUUUGCGACAGGAGAGCAAAGUUGAUGCCAUGUCUGGCCACAUUGACCAGUUUCUGAUUGCAACCUUCAUGCAGCUACGAUUAAUAUACAAUACUCAUAUGGCUGAUGAGAAACUUAACAAGAGUGAAAUCCUAAAGCUUUACAGCUGUAUUAUUGGGAACAUGAUCACGUUAUUCCAAAUAGAGCCAUUGGCCAAGGAGGCUUCGAUGGGAGUGCUGAAGGAUUUAAUGCAUGGAUUAAUAUUAUUAAUGUUGGAUUCGCGCUUGGAAGAUUUGGAUGAAGGUCCACAAGUUAUACGAUCAAUCAAUCUGCUAAUGGUAAAAGUCUUGGAAAAAUCUGAUCCAACCAAUAUUUUGAGUUCCCUGAUUGUACUUCUGCAAGAUAGUCUUCUCGCUACUCCAAAUAACUCUCCUAAGUUUUCUGAGCUAAUAUUGAAGUGCUUGUGGCGGGUGAUACGUCUUCUCCCAAAUAACAUCAACGAUGUUAACGUCGACAGAAUACUUUUGGAUUUACACAAUUUCAUGCGAGUCUUUCCAAAGGAGAGGUUAAAGCAGAUGAAAUGUGACCUUCCCAUGAGAACACAGAAGACAUUGCUGCAUGCACUAUACAAGCUCCUGGGACCAAAGAUUAUGGAUCAUCUGACACUGAUUGAGAACAAGAAUGAAUCUGAGCUCGAGGCUCAUCUACGGCGUGUCAUUAAACACUCAGUGGGUUUGUCAGGUGGAAAGACUGACUCGGAAACAGAAAAGGGUGGUUCCACAAUAGAGGAUAAAGAAUCAAAAGCAAAAAUAAGUGAAACUUUGGCAGAAAUAUUCAAGAAGAUUGGUUCCAAGGAAAACACAAGAGAGGGGUUAGCAGAACUCUAUGAAUACAGAAAGAAGUACUCGGAUGCUGACAUUGAACCAUUCUUGAGGAAAUCUUCCCAGUUCUUUCAGAAUUAUAUUGAACGAGGUCUGCGACUUGUGGAAAAUGAGAGGGAGGGGAAAGGAAGGAUAUCUUCUUCAUCCAGUUCUGCAGGAUUCUCGUCGCCUCCAGAUGAGAUGCCGUAUGUGGCAAGCUCCACGUCCAUCCCUCCCUCGGGGAACGGAGAAGAACUCGGCCCUGCUGUUUACCUGGAAAGAUUAAAAAUCCUGCGACAACGGUGUGGCUUAGAAAAUAAUUCCAAGCAUGAAGAAAGACAACCCCCAACCUCUCUUCUGUCCAAACCAGCCGUACCUACUGUGGCAUCUUCAUCUGAACUUCUGCACAAUAAACUCACCCAUCUUCGAGAUUCACGAGAGUGUACCCAAGAGCAAGAAUCUCAUCCACCAACACAAACCAACAGUAGUACAACUUCUGCAACUAAUCUUGACGAUCUGAAGAAAAGACUGGAACGAAUAAAGAGCAGUCGCAAAUAGACAGCCUGUGAAUACUGGUGCAAUGAAGUCUGUUGAAAUAGAAGGUCUCUUCAUAGCUAUUGGCCUCUAUUAAUCUAGUAUGUAUCAUUUCUUUAUGUACAAUACAGUGAAUAACUGUAUAUUGUGGCAUAAUUCAUUUCUGUAUAUAGGCUUCUGGACUGCAAGACCAGAUAUUAAGAACUGUUGUGAACUUGUGGACACUUUCACACUAACUCCUGUAAAACUAGUUAAACUAUUUCAGUUAUCUCUAAUGUUCUCCACUUGCUUUCAAACUGGAGAAGCUCCGGGUGGAAUCAGAGUAACGUUGGCUACUGUGUAUUGCUCACAUCUCCAUUUACAGUCACUUCAUCAGGUUGAUAAAAGGGGCUCCAGUGGGUCAAUCCAAACCAUGCCCCCUGUGCUUUAGUCUUGACUAAUGCAGCACUGCCUUUUAAAUAUUGACAAGGAAGUCUGUUAUCUGACUAGAUCUAUCUGUUUAGUUCCUUUAGAAAGUUUAACUAUUGCUCGUUUUGUGUUUCCCUUUUCUUUCCUGUGAUCGAUCAACUUGCUUUGAAAUGUGUUGAUUCUGUAUGGAAUCAUGAAGCAUGGCAUGAGGUUAUGAAUAUUUGUGUUUUUUUUUAAAUAAAGUCAAUUAAAAACAAAAAUCUGUGUUACAAUAUUAACCAAAUGAAUCUGUACUAUAAUUUAAAGAUCUGUUAAAGCAAUAACUUUUAAUGUGUAUAGUUGUAGCUGUUAAAUUGGUACUUUUCUAGCUAGGGGCCUGUGUAAGCCUACCAUUUUAUAAAGUUCAUGAAAAGAUCAUGAUCAGAGAAAUUUUACAAUUGGAAAACAUUUUUCUCAACAUUAGGGAAGCAUUAAUAUAAACAUAAUAAAUGAUAAAUAUUUCUAUC
Molecule: messenger RNA, 7143 nt
Organism: Leucoraja erinaceus (little skate)
Lineage: Eukaryota; Metazoa; Chordata; Chondrichthyes; Rajiformes; Rajidae
Gene: ckap5
Product: cytoskeleton associated protein 5
Exons: 44
Coding region: 194-6253 (2019 amino acids)
Biological process (GO): mitotic spindle organization; centrosome duplication; microtubule polymerization
Cellular component (GO): centrosome; microtubule plus-end; kinetochore
Molecular function (GO): microtubule plus end polymerase activity; microtubule plus-end binding
Source: RefSeq, a predicted model, not a curated record